AUGGUGGACUUGGAAAUAUCUUUAGAGGCCCAAGAAAGUGAACUUGAAAAAUUCAGGGAAAGCUUAAAGGAAAAGAAAACUUGUACCUUGGUUAGAGAAAAUCAACAAUCACUUAUUGAUGUCAACCAAUCCGAGUAUAACAUUUUAAAAGAGAAAGUUGAUUCAAUAAAACAAGAUCUUAAACAAACAAAAGAAGAUACUGUUACGAUUAAAGAAUCAUGUCGGAAAAAGAGACAAGUUCUUAGCAGAUUGAUAAAGCUCAAACAUAGUGGUCGUAUAAAAAGUUUAUAUGAUCGUUUGGUAGUUGAUUCUAUUGAAGAUGGACAAACUUCAAAAGAUGACAGGUUUAUCCCAGCAUUUUAUAGGUGUUACAAAACACUUUGGUUGCCCAAAAUCUACAACAAGCGAAUAGGAUCACAUUUACUAAUACUCGAUGGUCAAUUGAUUGACAAAUCUUGCACUAUGAGCGGCGGAGAGAAAAAGGAUGAACUUCCUAAAUUAGAAUUUGAACUAUCGAAAUUAGAGAUGGAUGCGAAUGCUUGCGCAAAACGUAUUACAUAUACUGAAAAAGA
Messenger RNA from Funneliformis caledonium, 572 nucleotides. NCBI's taxonomy places the organism in Eukaryota, Fungi, Glomeromycota, Glomeromycetes, Glomerales, Glomeraceae. The record is from the annotation of a GenBank genome assembly.